Messenger RNA from Seminavis robusta, 756 nucleotides. The record is from the annotation of a GenBank genome assembly. Lineage: Eukaryota; Bacillariophyta; Bacillariophyceae; Naviculales; Naviculaceae.
GUUGCGCUGAUGACCGACUUGGUUCAUCUUGGGGUCGCCAAUAACCUGCUUAACGGCACUAUACCCACGGAGCUAGGCAGCCUUUCCGUGCUGGAUACUCUUGAAGUCCACAACAACCAACUCACAGGAAUGCUGCCAUCCGAGUUGGGUCAACUUAGUCUCCUACAAUCUUUUACAUUAGGAAACAAUCACCUCUCUGGCGCAAUUCCUACUGAGGUGGGGCAGUGGACCUCGCUCGAUCUUUUUGCCAGCUGGUGGAAUCCAUUUUCGGGAACACUGCCCACGGAGCUGGGGCUGCUCAGCACAGUUACCACAUUUGAGGUUGCUGGCAGCAGAGUACGUGGCUCCAUACCAUCUGAGAUUGGACUCAUGGAGAACCUUACGGUUUUCUUCUUGGCCGAGAAUAGGCUCACAGGCAUGAUUCCUACAGAGAUUGGAGAGCUGAGUUCUUUGGUGAACCUGAAUCUUGGAGCCAAUCAACUAUCCGGGGUGAUCCCGAGUGCCAUUAGUGGUGUGGCUGGUUUGCAACAGGUUCGGUUGUUUGAGAACCAGCUGACUGGGGCUGUGCCUUCAUCUCUUGGAUUGCUGGAGAAGCUGAAGCUUCUUUGGCUCCACAACAACAGUGGCCUCUCCGGUACAAUUCCACCUACUCUAUGCAACCUGACAACUUGGCCUGACGAUGUUGAGGUGGAUGGAGGCAUUCAUGUCGAUUGUGAAUUGGUGGAAUGUAGCUGUGAUGUUUGUGUUUGUCAGUGA